CCGAUAAUUUAGUAAACACACGUGAGAGUGCUGACAGACAACUAUUUUUUUGAUUUCCAGGAUGUCAUCAGAGGAAGAGAUGAGUGACAGCGGUGAAGACAGUGAUGUGAGUGCCACUGUUGAAGAUAGUGAUGUGGAUAACAGUGAGGCAGAGAUGGACUCAGUAGGAGAGGAGGAGGAAGAAGAGGAACAGGCUGAGAUAACAACAGGAAAAAUAGAGCAUGACUCAAGAAAAAGGUUUUUGGAGCCUUCCAUUGACUUGCCUGAGGGUGUGCCAGCUAGUAAGGUGUCUCGAAACAACAAAGGAGAUCUUUACAGGCCGCCCACUAAUGAGGAAUUGAAUGAGCUAAAAGAAACAGAAAACCUCUUCCACUCCACCCUUUUCAGGCUACAGAUUACUGAAUUACUUGCUGAGGUGAUCAUGAAGGAAAAGAGGCGAAAACGCAUUGAGGAAGCUGUGGAAUUCCUGAAAACUGCUUUAUUGAAUUUGAAGCCAGGAAAGAAGUAUGAGCUAACUGAUAGAAAGCUGCUAACGAAACUGGGUGUGCCUGUUCCCAUGGAGAUGGAGCCAGAGAGCGACAAGGGACGCUUCCAGUUUCAGCCUCCCAGCAGCGUUAAUGUGACGGGUAGUUUCUCCGCUAAGAUUUGUGCAAAACCUGCUGUCAGUGUUGACCUGGUGCUCAGUAUGCCUAAGGAGUGUUUUGAUGGGAUGGACCACUUAAAUCAGCGCUAUCUUCGAAAACGGGCUAUAUAUUUAGCUAUAGUUGCCAAGGCGCUGAGACAAAAACCUGAGGUCACAGAUGUCAAGGUUUCUUAUCACAAUGGAAACAGUAUCAAACCAAAACUUGUGGUAGAUGUUAAAGUCGGGGACCACAGACCAGUGACUGUUCACUUGUACGCUGUGCCCGAGACAGGGACAUUCAAGCUCUCAAGAUUUCAGCUGGAGAAAAACAAUGUUCGGGCCAGUUGGUGGGAGGGGCAGGAUGGAACAGGUGCGUUGCAAUAUGCAUCAGAGUUGCCCACUCCAUUCUACAACACCAGCAUUCUAGAAGACAUCUCCAUGACAACAGAAGUUCCUGGUCUGGAAAAGAUUUCCGGAUCACAGGGGUUGAGAGAAGGGAUUAUUCUGCUGAAAGUAUGGCUUUCACAGAGGGGAUUGAAUAAGGGCUAUGGGUCAUUCAGCAAUCAUGUGAUGAUGAUGUAUGUACUGUACCUGCUGAACCAACGCAAACUAAACACAUUGAUGAGUAGCUACCAAGUGUUCCGUAACACACUCCUUAAGUUCAGUGAGAGUAGCUGGACAGACACUGGUAUCAGCCUGUGUACAGGGAGCCAGGACAGUAACUCCCCGCUCGUUGUCGACUUUCACCGCCACUUUGACGUCGUGUUUGUGGACCACUCAGGCUAUCUCAACCUCGCAUACACCAUGGACAGAUCUGUCUUCAAUAGGGUGAAGCAUGAAGCAUCGCAGGCAAUUGCUGUCCUGGAGGACAGACACACAGAUAGUUUUGACAAGCUGUUCAUGAAGAAAGUGCCCUUCCAUUUUACCUUUGACCAUAUUUUACACAUUGAUAUGAGCAGUGAUCUUGACCAGAUGGUGCGCAAGUUGAAGGUGGAGAGCCGAGUGGCCGACCACGGGGGUAGCAGGCUACUAGCAUGCAGGUCUGCCAUCUUGGUGCUAAUGGAAAAGGCGCUUGGUCAGAGGGUCUUGCUUAUACAGGCCUGUCCACGUGUACCUCCAGAGUGGGAUGUCACUGAGCCACCGCCUCCUGAGGACGAGGCUUCUCGGCUGACGGUGGGGCUGACCCUAGACCCUGAGUUUGCCUUCAGUGUGCUGGAUAAAGGACCCCCAGCUGAUUCACCUGAGGCUGUAGAGUUCCGUGAGUUCUGGGGUAGCGUGUGUGAACUGCGUCGGUUCCAGGAUGGGGCAAUAUGUGAGGCCGUGUUAUGGAUGCAGAAGGCCCCGGUGUGUGACAGGCAGCUUGUGUGUGCCAACAUCAUCAAACAUGUGCUCAACAGACAUGCUGGUAUUCCUGCCAAUUGUGUCCAGUACAUCGGUGGUCAGUUGAAUAGCAUGCUGUGCCUGCCAGUCACUAUGUCCAAUGAGCCUAACACUUUGCCCUUUGGCACCGGGGAUGAACAGAGUGCUGACCUGAUGAAGGCGUAUGACGAUGUUUGCAAGAAACUGCGGCAGCUUACAGACCUGCCUCUCACAAUUAAUUCAGUGCAAGGAGUGUCUCCAUGUUUCAGAUUUACAGAGGUGUUUCCACCAUUGCCAUGCACAUUUCGGCACACGGAGGAGCGUUCCCUGGAGCAUGGGAUGAAGAGGUAUGUCCCUACACCAGACAAACCGUGCCCGCUAUACACACACAUACUGAAAGUGGUUUGCACGCUCGAGGGCAGUGGUAAGUGGCCGGAUGAUCUGGUGGCUAUGAAACGACUCAAGGCGGCCUUCCACCUCCAGCUUGGGGACGCCAUACACACAACAUUCAAUCUGCCAACACGUCCAAGUGUCAACUAUGUUGAUAUUCUUAAGGACAACUACGUAUUUCGCCUGGUGUUGGCGUACACUCGUGAAAUCUCCCUGCUGAAGAGUGUGUACUCGUCAGACGGGAAGUUAAUGAAGCGUGACACAGAAGAGGCCUUGAAGCUGGAACGAGAAACUAUUGCCCUCCCCCGUCUCACCAGCAUACUGCACGGGUUGCAGCAGCAGCACCCUUCAUUCAGCACUACAGUACGCUUUGCGAAGCGCUGGGUGUGUGGGCACAUGCUGGGGGACCACAUCCAUCCGAUGGCCCUGGAGCUGGUUGUUGCCUCCCUUUACCUAUCUCCUGCCCCCUACACACCACCCAGAUCUGGUUUGGUAGGGUUUCUGAGGUUCCUGGAUUUUCUCACUACAUUUGACUGGAAGUCCAGCCCUCUGCUUGUCAACCUGAACAAUGAAUUCACUGAUGCUGACCUAAGUGAAAUCCCAACAAAAUUCUCGAAGGAGCGUUCUAACCUGCCCCUGAUGUUCAUCUCCACCCCACUAGACCCAUACAGUCAACACUGGACGAAGGAAGUCCCUAGUGCAGCCGUACUUACCAGGCUGGUUCUCCUAGCGGCAAAGUCACUCGCUGUUCUGCAGCGGGAUCUCAUGCAGAUGGAAAAACAAGACCUUACGGUUGUGUUCAGACCAUCCCUGGCCAUCUUUAAUCUGGUUAUUCACCUCAAUGAGAAGCAGUUGCCACGUCGACUGGAAUGCCUUGAUGUUGCCAUGGAGAGUGACCGGGUUGGGUAUGGGAAAGCCUCGGACAAGGAACGGUUCCCAGUCACUGACUUUGACCCUGCACAGAUCUUUUUGAAUGAAUUAAAGUCAACAUUUGGUGAUGUAGCCUUGUUUUUCCAUGACCAAUAUGGAGGGAAAGUUAUUGGAGUUGUCUGGAAACCAAAGACUGAACAGCCUAAACAGUUCAAGGUGUCCCAUGUAAACCACAGUAGGCCGGAGAGCUGUGAGGGAGACCAGUUCCUACUGGCCCUGAAUAUUGAAGGUGUCAUAGAAGAUAUCAAACUGAUGGGGAGAGGUCUGGUCACGGCCAUUGAAAUCAAUCACACAAAGACAAGCUGAUGCUUGUGUAGAUUUUACCUAAGAUUUGCUUUGUUCUUCAAAUAAAGGGACUUUCGUAAGGCAGAA
Mya arenaria is the source of this 3673-nucleotide messenger RNA. RefSeq names its product nucleolar protein 6-like. The record is from RefSeq and is a predicted model, not a curated record. Gene Ontology annotation, cellular component: UTP-C complex; CURI complex; small-subunit processome. The transcript is spliced from 24 exons. Lineage: Eukaryota; Metazoa; Mollusca; Bivalvia; Myida; Myidae. Bases 62 to 3607 code for a protein of 1181 amino acids. Gene Ontology annotation, biological process: rRNA processing; tRNA export from nucleus.